AUGUCAUCCACCACUGAAACACUAUCACUGGUGUUGGCGGCGGCGGCGACAGCGGCGCCCGGAGCUACCGUCGCCGAAAGCACCCAAUCAGCAACAGCAGCGGCAGUAGCCCCCGGCACCGUCCCCCCUCAACCGCCGCCGCCGCCGCCGGCACCGCCAGCACCACCGCCUAGUAUUACCUUGUCCGUUCCGGAAGGUGUGACAGUGGUCUUCGCCGAGCGGAAACGCACCGGCCGCGUCGCUGGCGCCAAAUACAAGGCCGACGGCACGCCGUACAAACGCCCCGGCCCGCCGCCAAAGCCGCCGCACGAGAAGGCCGCGUACAAGCAGCGGGCGCCGGUGAAACGGGUGGAGCGGUCGUACACAGACCAGCGGUGCAGGGAGGCGAUCCUGUUCCUGGAGAACCACAAGAUGGCGUGCGAUGAGGACGGCGUGCGGGCGCGGAGGACGUGGAACGGCGGUCGCGAGGACCAGCAGCCGCCGGCGGAGAAGGGGUACCGGUGGCCCACCCUGAAGGAGGCGUCGGAGUGGUUCAAGGUGCCCGAGAGGACGAUCCACAGCUGGUGGAAGAGGCGGGACAAGAUCUUUGGGAGGGCGCCGAGGAAGCUGACCAAGGUCGAGCAGCGGCGGCUAGCAGAAGAGGAGGAGAGGAGGAGGAGGGAGGACGAAGAGAGGAGGGCGCUGUUGGAGGCCAUCGGGUGGCCCGCAGAAAGGCUUCCUGCCGGUGAUCCUAGAGCUCAUAUUGCCUCUGUUGACGGUAGUGGCGGACAGGAAGAGGCGAUGGAAAGCCUUGGAGGGGCAUCGGAGGGUGUGCUGAUGCAGAGGGAAAGGCAAAGCGAACCUUUUGGCGCGGCGGGGAUAUCGUCGUCGGAAGGUAAGCUUGCCGUCGCAGGGUCAACGGCCAAUUCCGAGGGAACGAUUGCCGGGGGCACACCCGCCGUGAGUGUCCCCAGCUUUGCUAUCAGCGAAGGUUCGCGAGGGGGUUCUGUUGCGACGCCCUCGACGUCGACCUCUCCUGAUCGAGGCUCCCGUGAGACAUCGGCGGCAUCGACCGCCCAAACCUCUCGGUCUGACAUGGCCGUUUUGGCUGUGACAGGAGACACGGAUAGCUCGCAGUCCAGGUUCGUCUUUCAGGGUGCUGCAGCGAGAGGGGAUGAGAGCGAGGAGACGCUUGCUGCCAGGGAGGAAGCACCGGGCGGCGCGAGAUAAG
Messenger RNA from Colletotrichum destructivum, 1210 nucleotides. RefSeq lists its product as uncharacterized. The coding region runs from base 1 to 1209 and encodes 402 amino acids. The transcript has a single exon. Lineage: Eukaryota; Fungi; Ascomycota; Sordariomycetes; Glomerellales; Glomerellaceae. The record is from RefSeq and is a predicted model, not a curated record.